AUGGUGCGAGAAGGACAACCUCAAGGUAGAGUGACUUAUCAUUUUACUCAUGGCACAACUGAAAAAAGGCUGUCUGAACUACCAACAUAUCAUUCAAGUCUAACCUGCUUCAGUGAGGGGACAAUGGUGGCAGUCUGGGGAUGUUGCCCAAGUACUUGGAAGUCGUUUGGUUCCAGCUGCUACUUCAUUUCUACCGAAGUGGAUGUCUGGGCGAAGAGUGAGCAGAAAUGUGUUGAGAUGGGGGCGCAUUUGGCUGUGAUCAACACAGAAAUAGAGCAGGAUUUUAUUGUCCAGCAGCUGAAUGAAUCAUUUUCUUAUUUUCUGGGGCUCUCAGAUCCACAAGGCAAUGGUAAUUGGCAAUGGAUUGAUAAUACACCUUUUGAGAAAAAUGCCAAAUUCUGGCACCCAGGAGAGCCCAACUUUGCUCCAGAGCAGUGUGCUUCAUUAGUUUUCUGGAAACCUACAGGAUGGGCUGGGAAUGACGUUUUCUGUGAAACUAAAAGAAAUUCAAUAUGUGAGAUGAAGAAGAUUUAUCUAUGA
Molecule: messenger RNA, 540 nt
Organism: Carlito syrichta (Philippine tarsier)
Lineage: Eukaryota; Metazoa; Chordata; Mammalia; Primates; Tarsiidae
Product: C-type lectin domain family 6 member A-like
Exons: 5
Coding region: 1-540 (179 amino acids)
Biological process (GO): antifungal innate immune response
Cellular component (GO): external side of plasma membrane
Molecular function (GO): carbohydrate binding
Source: RefSeq, a predicted model, not a curated record